This is a messenger RNA of Aspergillus pseudonomiae, 513 nucleotides long. RefSeq lists its product as uncharacterized. The transcript has 2 exons. The record is from RefSeq and is a predicted model, not a curated record. Lineage: Eukaryota; Fungi; Ascomycota; Eurotiomycetes; Eurotiales; Aspergillaceae. The coding region runs from base 1 to 513 and encodes 170 amino acids.
AUGCUCGUCUGGUUCUCCUACUCCCCCUUUCUCACGCAGUUCGAACCCGAACGCUCUGGCAUCAACGACGACUGCAUCCUGCCGCGCAACUUCCCCGUCGUCACGGGCCGCCUAACCGACCAGGUGCAGUGCAUUGGCUACACGAUCAAGUCGGUCGGCGCGGGUGCCGCGCGAGGUACGUACAGCCAGCAGGCGCAGGACCUGGAGUACAAGCUGGCGGGCCAGCAUCGCACCUUUGCGAGGCGUUUCGGCAGCGCGAUGUUCCCGCACGGCGCCAUCUCGCUGUGGCGGCGCAAGUUUCUGAAACGCACGCUCGAGAACCAUCCGGGCUUCUCGCUUAGCGAGGACUUGUUCCUGGGGGAUAGCUGUCGGCGGCUGGCCGGGCGGAUUCAGAGGUGCAACGCGGUGUUUGUCGAGACGAUGACGCCGGCGCGAGUGAUUUCCGUGCACGUGAACCGGCUGCGCGGCGGGGUCGGCCAGAUCACUGUGUGCAAGAAACUUUUUCUGCGCUAG